AUGUUCUCCAAGACUCUCAUCGCAACUAUCCUCGCCAGCACUGUUGCUGCUAGCCCUAUCGCUGCUAGCACAGCCAGCACUACCUACACUCUCCGUACUUUCCCACUUGGAGCAGGGUCGAUCUUUCGAGGCUUGGAGAUCAGUGCAGUCGACGGAUGGCUUUGGGUUGGAAAAUCUGCACCAGCCAUUCAAUUCUCUUUCGAUAACGGACAUGUAAACAUCCAAGGAGGACAAGAACUGUAUCUCUUGGACAGUUCGGUCGUAUAUGCUGCUCCAGAUGCCAGCAAUCCAUAUGAUGCAGGUUGGGUGUUCGAAGCCCCUCACAGUGGUCCAAAUAGCACUCUUGGAGGGUUGACAUACCCUGGCUUCAACUUCUGGGCUUGCACAACCUCCGAGGCUAAUGUCUAUGCUAUCGCUGUUUUCCCAACUUAUGACCGUACUUAUCCUGUUGGAUGCGAGGAAAUCCAGUUGAUUACUCAGUAG
Botrytis byssoidea is the source of this 483-nucleotide messenger RNA. RefSeq lists its product as uncharacterized. Lineage: Eukaryota; Fungi; Ascomycota; Leotiomycetes; Helotiales; Sclerotiniaceae. The transcript is spliced from 2 exons. The record is from RefSeq and is a predicted model, not a curated record. The coding region runs from base 1 to 483 and encodes 160 amino acids.